AUGCCAGCAAAGCAGAAGAAUCCCACCUCUAAACAACAGGCCAAUUUCUCCAACCAAUCUGCAAAAACGUUUAAGCAACAGAGGGAGGAGGAGAAGAAGACAUCUGAAGCUAGUGGAAAUACACGAGCAUGGAACACUUUGUUCAUGCGCCCUGAUACAGUUGCUGAAAACAUUGCUCGGAAAUUUGGUGUAAGUAAAAGUGAUUUACUAGACCGAGAAGCUGAUGACCUCGCUGUACGUAUUGCUUUGGGAGAAACUCAAGUGAUUGCAGAGACUAAAAAGGCUCUUGCAAAUGCUGGAGUCAAUAUUGCUUCAUUAGAGGAGUUUGCUGCUGGAAAAACUGACAGUCUGAAAAGAAGCAAUCACGUUAUAUUAGUAAAAAACUUGCCUUAUGGUUCAUCUGAAGGUGAACUGGCAAACAUGUUUGGAAAGUUUGGGAGAUUGGACAAAAUUGUUCUCCCUCCCACAAAGACAUUGGCUUUGAGAAUGUCGAGUGAUCUUCAAAAGAGGAUUGUCGUGGUGGUGGUUUGGUUGCUUUGA
Ilex paraguariensis (yerba mate) is the source of this 540-nucleotide messenger RNA. The record is from the annotation of a GenBank genome assembly. Lineage: Eukaryota; Viridiplantae; Streptophyta; Magnoliopsida; Aquifoliales; Aquifoliaceae.